Molecule: messenger RNA, 572 nt
Organism: Anopheles gambiae (African malaria mosquito)
Lineage: Eukaryota; Metazoa; Arthropoda; Insecta; Diptera; Culicidae
Exons: 4
Coding region: 90-542 (150 amino acids)
Cellular component (GO): BLOC-1 complex
Source: RefSeq, a predicted model, not a curated record
CUUUUUCCGAUUUAUUUGUAAACAGAUCCAAGUCGGCGCAGCUUUGCAAACGGAGAAAUCGCUCUCGGUCGCUUGCCUUUUCGCUGGAAAUGGAGUGCAAAACGCCCAACAUUGUUGCUGGCGAAGCUUCCGAAACGGAUGACGACGAGGCUGCUGAGGUAAUAUCGAUCGAAAAAGGAAUUCCCCAUCUGUCCGUAUCCGGGGCGGCGCCUCCAUCGUACACGUUUGCCCGGGAAGCGGUUGAAUCAUCGGCAUCCAGCACACCGCCGCAGGUCGUUGCUUCGGACGAGGAGAUGCAACGGCUGCACGUGCGCCGGGCCAUGAAUGAACGUUGCAUUUCGAUGCUGAACGAAUUCAUCCACAACACGGUAAUAUCCGUUUCGAAGCAGCUCAAUGAAACGGACAACUUUCUCAUGAAAUCGCAGAUGGUGCUCCAGAAUACAACCACAUCCGUUAAAAAGAUGAACGACAAUACGCACCAAAUGCAGACCAAGCUGCACGACAUUCUCACGUUUAACUUUGUACCGAAUAUUAACAUUUAAAGUAAGUAGAACGGUCAACCGAACACAGUA